Vitis vinifera (wine grape) is the source of this 558-nucleotide messenger RNA. Its product is annotated as pectinesterase inhibitor 5-like. The record is from RefSeq and is a predicted model, not a curated record. Gene Ontology annotation, molecular function: pectinesterase inhibitor activity. Lineage: Eukaryota; Viridiplantae; Streptophyta; Magnoliopsida; Vitales; Vitaceae. The transcript has a single exon. Gene Ontology annotation, biological process: negative regulation of catalytic activity. Bases 1 to 558 code for a protein of 185 amino acids.
AUGGCUUGCUUGACUAGCAUACUCCGCCUUGUCCUCCCUCUCCUGGCCGCCGCUCUCUUCUACCACCCAGCAAACACAGGCGUUCACGUGAAUGCAGACAAUCAAUUACUAAACCAGAUCUGCAACCAAGCCCAGAGCUACGACUUCUGCUUCAACGUUCUCGCCUUGGAUGGGCUUUGUCUCAUAUCUGUUGCAAUAACCAUAGACCGAGUGCAAAAUACUUCGGAUAUAAUUCCGAGUCUAAUCAAGCAAGCAGCGGGUCCAGUGGACAUUCAAAGACUCACCACUUGCCAAUCCAACUACACGGCGGCAGUGGACGCGUACACGAAGGCCUGGAGUUCAGCGUCGUCAAGGGCUUACUACGACGUACUGAGCUGGAUUCAGGUCGGAGCUAAUGAAGUUAUACACUGUGAAAAUAUUUACCGGAUGAGCCAGCCGAUAAGGCAGUCUCCCAUCACUGUUGAGAAUCAUGAUGUGGUCAAGCUUUCGGAAAUUACUUUGAUUAUUCUUAGUAUGAUCGAGAGCGGGUCUACUGGUUUAGAGAAAGAGAAUUUCUAA